AUGGACCGCGUCCUUGACCGGGCGUCGCGGCGCUCAGCGGUAAACAAAUUGAAUGAAUCGCGUACGCUCACAUGUUGUACACCAUUCAUGUGUGCGCCGUUAACGCACGAUAAUUCAAUUAGUGGUAACACCGAGCCGUGUGUCGAACGGAAACUGGCGUCACGGCUCGAGGCGCCCCUCAAGACGUGCGCGGCGCGGGCGCACGGUUCCACCUCAUUUGCAGCCAUUUCCCUCUCUUUACUAAGCCCUAAGCGUGUUACC
Molecule: messenger RNA, 261 nt
Organism: Brenthis ino (lesser marbled fritillary)
Lineage: Eukaryota; Metazoa; Arthropoda; Insecta; Lepidoptera; Nymphalidae
Source: the annotation of a GenBank genome assembly